ACCGAGCAGCUUUCCCUGCUUGAGAGCGCUCGUGCCUACUUUUUUUCUCUGAACGACAGAAACCCUUUUUUUCAGGUUCGAAGUUACGUUAAAAUCGCCAGAAAAAGCUUUUGUGUUUCAAAAUUACAGCAUUUGCGGACGUGACAGCUUGGAUCUCGGCCGAGCAGUGACUGAACAAGACCAGUAAAAGAUGUGUGUGUGAGUACGGGGAGCUGUAUUUUUCUGCCGUUUCGGUCAAGGUUCUUGUUUUUCUUUUCUUCUUUUUUCUUGGAUUUUAGCAGUUGAAUGGCGGGCAGCAGCGAUGGGUGAGAGACAUGCCUUGCCUUGGGGCAUGGCAAGCCUGGAUCAACAUCUCUGACAAAGCACAGGAGUGAUGAGUGGUGCUAGUUCAACGCCUCUGAAGGAUCCCUUUCUUGACUGUCAGAUCACACUGAGCUACAUUUGAAUGAACUUUAUAAGGUGAUUCCCAACACUUCUGAUUCCAUCCACCAGCCUCAGCUGUCCCUGAAUGUUUUUAGGUGCUCCUGACUCACAACCGCGCACCAAGCAUGAGAAGCACCAGAACAAACUUGCUGCUGGCCUGCGUGCUCUUGUGCUCUGUGUCCCUGCUGUACUUGGGAAUGAGCGGAGGUGGCUGUCCUCCAAAAAGCCAUCGCUACAGAUGGAUGGAGCUCAACCUCCACUCGGGCAACCAGAACCUGUCCCUGACCGAGCAGAUUCCCGAAGACACGCCCAUCAUCUUCAUCGGGGGCUUUCCGCGAAGCGGCACCACUCUGAUGCGUGUCAUGCUGGACGCCCACAAUGCCGUGCGCUGUGGGGAGGAAACUCAAGUGAUUCCCCGUCUCUUGACAAUGAGAGCCAGCUGGAGCAAAUCGGCUAAGGAGCGAAUACGACUUGACGAGGCAGGCGUCACUGACCAAGUGCUGGACUCAGCAGUACGAGCAUUCCUAUUGGAGGUCAUAAUUGGUCACGGGGAGCCAGCACCUCGCCUUUGCAAUAAGGACCCCUUUUCACUGAAAUCUCUCUCUUAUUUGGCCCGCAUUUUCCCUAAAGCAAAGUUUGUCCUCAUGUUAAGAGAUGGGCGAGCAACUGUUCACUCCAUGAUUUCACGCAAGGUGACCAUAUCUGGGUUUGACCUGACCAGCUACAGAGACUGUCUGACCAAGUGGAACAGUGCAGUGGAGACCAUGUUCAGCCAGUGCCAGGCCGCUGGGGAAGUCAGAUGCAUGGCCAUUCGUUACGAGCAGCUCGUUCUUCACCAAGAGCUAGAAAUGAGGAAGUUACUCAACUUCCUUGAACUGCAGUGGGAUCCGUCAGUGUUGCACCAUGAAGAGCUGAUUGGAAAGGCUGGUGGUGUGUCUUUGUCAAAGGUGGAGCGCUCAACAGACCAGGUGAUGAAGCCUGUGAACACAGAAGCCCUCUCCAAAUGGGUGGGCCACGUUCCCUCUGAUGUCAUCAACGACAUGGCGGAAAUUGCACCAAUGCUGGCUCGUCUGGGAUACGACCCCCACGCCAACCCCCCUGACUAUACAAAAGCAGAGUCCACGGUUUAUCCUUUCAACACCUCACAGGGAGCAAAGGCAGCAGACACUCUUCACCAGAGUUAAGCCUGGCUCUCAUUCCACAACAGGGACACACCUUGAACAUGAACUUCCACCUCAGCAGUAUUAACACUUAACAUGUAUGUCUGUGUUACACGUUUAGAAUUGUUCUCGAGACUUGCAGUGUCCACGUCUGUGCACCGCUGAGGCGAUGGUUCAUGUCUUUGCAGGUCUGCAGCUCUCUCAUCCAGAGUGGACUGUCUGCUCAGGGAAGAUUGCUGCUUCUUACAGUUCAUCUCCAUGGUGUUUGCUGUGUCUUUUGAUACUCUCUUUUAGCAUGUUUUAAGUUGUUUGUAAUUUCAUCAAAAUAGGAAUGUUUCUACAAAAGGCAAGCAGCGGUUCAUAAAAUACAUAAAGAACUGUAUAUUUUUGAAAAUGUAUGUUUAUUUUCUUACUAAAUUAUGUUGUUUUUUUUUAACCAUGCAUUGAGAAUUGUUGUUAAAUACUAAUAAAAACAUUCUGAAUGUCACCUUGUGCUUGAAUUCUCUGGCAAAAGCUAUGGCGCCCCCUGGUGGUACUGUGAGAUACUAAUCCUAUUCUACAAAGAAACGCGUUUUACUCAGAAAUGAACAAAUGUCUUCCCUCCGUUUCAUUUUAUGGUUCACGGUGAGCUUCAUUUCUUGGUGUUAGUGCGUCCUGCGGUAGAUUUUGCUCUUCUGUGGGCAGAAAAGGAGGCCACUCACACCUGGUGCUUGAUGGCUGGACUGGAAAGGGUGGCGGUUCUGAGCCACACCUGGUCAUGUAGUAGAAACACCUGGAAAACUGGAAGAUGAACGGAACACACCUUAUUAAAGGAGACUGGUUUGUUCUGGACCCCUAAUAGAUACAAGCAAUCAAAUCAUUGAUGGACCCACAGAAGACGAGCGCUGAUGUCGGAGGUCAAGCUGCAGACGGACCCGCGUCUCCACGCCCCGGACAGCCAGCAGGAUCCUCCCGUAGCAGAAGAACAUGAGCAGCAGCGGCAGGAGCAGGCAGAAGAUGAACAGACAGAUGACGUAGGAGCGAGCCGAGCCCGAACGCUGCUGCCACUGGACCGAGCAGAUGGUCCCAGGACCCUCAGGGCCAUAACUGCUCCACAAACACAACAACAUAAUGUUUCACAGCUUAAUGCUGGUGGAAUGAAGCUGUAAUACUUGCCAAAACUU
Messenger RNA from Oryzias latipes (Japanese medaka), 2746 nucleotides. It is a transcript of the gene tpst1l, whose product is annotated as tyrosylprotein sulfotransferase 1, like. Gene Ontology annotation, biological process: peptidyl-tyrosine sulfation. The record is from RefSeq and is a predicted model, not a curated record. NCBI's taxonomy places the organism in Eukaryota, Metazoa, Chordata, Actinopteri, Beloniformes, Adrianichthyidae. Gene Ontology annotation, cellular component: Golgi apparatus. Gene Ontology annotation, molecular function: protein-tyrosine sulfotransferase activity.